CCAGCUUCGGUUUCCUCACGGGCACGGUGACAUCACCUCCAGCCUGGAAACUCCAUUGGCCUCCCGCGCCCCCGCCUCUGGCCCGGUCCUCGGAGGUCCUAUAAAGAGGGGAUCCCAACUCAGUACCAGCACAGAACACGGUUGGGCUCUGAAGCUUCUGGGGUCUGCACUCCCAGCUCCAAGAAAGCCUCUUCUCCACCAGGACCAUGAAGCUCUGCAUCACUGCCCUCUCCCUCCUCGUGCUCGGGGCUGCCUUCUGCUCUCCCGCGCUCUCCGCACCCAUGGGCUCAGACCCUCCCACGGCCUGCUGCUUCUCCUAUACCACCCGGCAACUUCCUCGCGACUUCGUGGUAGAUUACUACGAGACCAGCAGCCUGUGCUCCCAGCCAGCUGUGGUGUUCCAGACCAAACGGGGCCGACAAGUGUGCGCCAACCCCAGCGAGUCCUGGGCCCAGGACUACAUUAACGACCUGGAGCUGAACUGAGCUGCCCCAGGCGUGGGCUCCGGCUGGGUCUUCGGGAUGGCGGCCGCAGAGCCUGGGGCUUCUCAGCCAGACACACUUUCUCCUCGCUCACCACCCCCUCCCCCCAGUGGCCCCGUCCCGUCUCCUAAUUUAAGCUUCCUGAUGUGCUGCGUGCGUGACUGUGUUUGGUGUUGUUUCCAUAAUUUAUGUGGGCGUUGCCAAGGGACACUUGUCCCCCGAGGGGACGGUCCACCUGCGCUGUUUCUCUGCUCUUGCGUGUACUCGGGUGAUGCGGGUGAUUCUGUGUUUUCAUAAUAAAACUGA
Molecule: messenger RNA, 788 nt
Organism: Phyllostomus discolor (pale spear-nosed bat)
Lineage: Eukaryota; Metazoa; Chordata; Mammalia; Chiroptera; Phyllostomidae
Product: C-C motif chemokine 4
Exons: 3
Coding region: 207-485 (92 amino acids)
Biological process (GO): G protein-coupled receptor signaling pathway; cellular response to interleukin-1; chemokine-mediated signaling pathway
Cellular component (GO): extracellular region
Molecular function (GO): CCR chemokine receptor binding; chemokine activity
Source: RefSeq, a predicted model, not a curated record